AUGGCUGUUAUUGGAUCUGGGCCUGCGGGCUUCUAUACAGCUUAUAAGGUCAUGUCAAGUAUAGAGAAUGCUAUCAUCGAUAUGUAUGAGUGUAUGCCCGUACCCUUCGGCCUAGUGAGAUUUGGCGUUGCGCCGGAUCAUCCAGAAGUCAAGAACUGCCAAGAUAAAUUUGAGGAAGUUGCUUCAUCACCGCGCUUCAAUUUUAUAGGCAACGUUGCGGUUGGCAAAGAUCUGCCGUUGGCAAAUCUCAGACCUCACUAUAACGCUAUCGUCUUCGCCUAUGGUGCCACCAAGGACCGGAAACUUGGAAUCUCAGGUGAAGACAACCUGAAAGGAAUCUACUCAGCGCGCGACUUUGUGGGCUGGUACAACGGACUUCCCGAACACGAAGCACUGGCGCCAGACCUGGAAUCGGGUGAAGAAGCAGUGAUCAUUGGGCAAGGAAACGUAGCCCUUGACGUAGCACGUACACUCUUGAGCGACGUCAAUAGUCUACGGAAGACGGACAUGACAGAUUAUGCCCUUGAUUCUUUGUCGAAAAGCAGAGUGAAGAGACUUCGUGUCGUUGGUCGAAGGGGUCCAAUGCAGGCAUCCUUUACUAUCAAAGAAGUCCGGGAGCUAUUGAAUCUGCCUUCUGUCUCUUUCGAGCCUAUUGAUCCUGCUCUAUUUCCGCCAAACGCUGCAAAACUUCCUCGAACGCCCAAACGUCUCACUCAGCUCUUAGCUAAGGGCUCAUCAACUCCAGCUUCGCAAGCGCGAAAGUCCUGGUCUUUGGAUUUUCUCCUGUCGCCUAGAUCUUUCAAUGCGUCCAGUGCAACACCUAGUAAUCUAUCUUCUCUCACAUUCCUCAAGAACAAAGUAAAUGGUCCAGACGUCUUCGACUCGUGGGCUACCGUCUCUCCCACUACAAGUGAGGAAUUAUACCCCACUUCGUUGGCGUUCCGGAGUAUUGGCUAUAAGUCAGAAGCCAUCAAUGGCAUGAAAGAUUUAGGCAUAGACUUCGAUGAGUGUCGAGGCAUCAUUCCCAAUGAUUUACAUGGUCGUAUCACUAGUCUCUCAGAAGACGGGACCGGGAUUCCGGGCCUCUAUUGUUCUGGAUGGGUAAAGCGAGGUCCGGCGGGCGUGAUUGCUAAUACAAUGGAAGACGCCUUCGACACAGCGGAAUCCAUUGCAAAAGACUGGGAAAACAAGGAACCGUUCAUGUCCGGUACAAAUGGAUGGGACGCGCUGCAAGAAGACGCAGCCGCAAGGCAUCUGAAACCUGUCAGUUGGGAAAAUUGGAAGAAGAUCGAUGUAGCGGAAAAGGGAAGGGGGAAAGCAAAGGGUAGGGAGCGGGAAAAAUUCACAAGCAUCCCAGACAUGCUUGAAAUGCUUGACUGA
Molecule: messenger RNA, 1380 nt
Organism: Letharia columbiana
Lineage: Eukaryota; Fungi; Ascomycota; Lecanoromycetes; Lecanorales; Parmeliaceae
Exons: 3
Coding region: 1-1380 (459 amino acids)
Biological process (GO): ubiquinone biosynthetic process
Cellular component (GO): mitochondrion
Source: RefSeq, a predicted model, not a curated record